UGAAAGGAAAGGCUUGUGGUGGGGGGGAGGCUGAAGGAAAAAGCUUAAGAGAAAGAGAGAUAAGGACAGAGUGGGAGAGAAGAGAGAAGCAAGGAGAGGAGGGUCACAGGGUGACCGCGAAGGAGCACAGGAUUUCUGUUAAAUAUACUUCCAGGAUUAGACUCUGCUUGUUAGUGGGGGAAAUUCCAGCAGUCAGUAGGGCAGCGGCCAAGUAAAAUGGACACAGCCAAACAAACAUUACAGCCACCUCUCCACCGCCCGGAGAUCCCGGAGCUGAUCUCAGUCCAACUCGGUUCUCAGCUGGAGUCUCUGAGCACACUGGACAGCAGGAACCCAGAAAGCUCCUAGAAGCUGCUACGCCUAGAUGCCAUCGCCUGAGCAGUAAGAACUUCUUGUCUGAGUCCUUGCAUUCUCUUCAGCUUGAAACGCUCUCGAAAAGACUAGCAGAGGACCCCAGGGGGGAGGGGUGGGGGGGACAAUCCCAGCUCGGCUCUUUCUCCCCUCCCCCUCCCCUGGCCAGCCUGCAGGCAUGGAGAUGCUCAGCUCUGGACUAGGUAACAACACCACGUCCUCUGAGGGUCCCUUCGGGACACGUGGCAACGCUACCUACAUCUCCGACGUGACCUUCAUCUACCAGGUGGUCACCUCCCUGCUGCUGGGCACGCUCAUCUUCUGCGCCGUGCUGGGCAAUGCUUGUGUGGUGGCUGCCAUAGCCCUGGAGCGUUCCCUGCAGAACGUCGCCAACUAUCUCAUAGGCUCGCUGGCGGUCACCGACCUCAUGGUGUCCGUGUUGGUGCUACCAAUGGCCGCACUGUACCAGGUCCUCAACAAGUGGACGCUGGGGCAGGUCACCUGUGACUUGUUCAUCUCCCUCGACGUGCUGUGCUGCACCUCGUCCAUCCUGCACCUGUGCGCCAUCGCGCUGGACAGGUACUGGGCCAUCACGGACCCCAUCGACUAUGUGAAUAAGAGGACCCCCCGGCGCGCCGCGGCGCUCAUCUCGCUCACUUGGCUCAUUGGCUUCCUCAUCUCCAUCCCGCCCAUGCUGGGCUGGCGCACCCCAGAAGACCGCUCGGACCCCGACGCCUGCACCAUCAGCAAGGACCACGGCUACACCAUCUACUCCACUUUUGGCGCUUUCUAUAUCCCGUUGCUGCUCAUGUUGGUCCUCUACGGACGUAUCUUCCGGGCAGCGCGUUUCCGCAUCCGUAAGACGGUCAAAAAGGUGAAGAAGCGAGCGGGCAGCGGACCUCCGACCGAGAAGAGUGUGAAUGGUGAGCCUCAGAGCAGAAACUGGAAGCUGGGGGUGGAGAGCAGAGCCCGGGGAGCGCCCUGUGCUAACGGUGCGGUGAGACUGGGCGACGGGGACGCCGCCCUGGAGGUGAUCGAGGUGCACCUAGUGGGCAGUUCCAAAGAGCACCUGCCCCUGCCUAGCGAGGCCGGUGCAGUCCCCUGCGCCCCUACCUCCUUCGAGAAGAAAAAUGAGCGCAAUGCCGAGGCCAAGCGCAAGAUGGCCCUGGCCCGAGAGAGGAAGACUGUGAAGACGCUGGGCAUCAUCAUGGGCACCUUCAUUCUCUGCUGGCUGCCCUUCUUUAUCGUGGCCCUGGUGCUGCCUUUUUGCGAGGACAGCUGUCACAUGCCCACUCUGCUAGGCGCCAUAAUCAACUGGCUGGGCUACUCCAACUCCCUGCUCAAUCCUGUUAUUUACGCCUAUUUCAAUAAGGACUUCCAAAAUGCAUUUAAAAAGAUCAUCAAGUGCAAGUUCUGUCGCCGAUGAUGAGAGAGGAAGAGUAAACUCGCCUGGAUCACUUUGCCCUUAGCCCUCUGGUAUCAGCAUUUACGACAGACACUCUGCUACAUUUCCUUUGAGUCUCAGCUGCUCUAUCUCAGCGCUAUAUCCUUCCCUCAGCCCCCUGCUCCCCUGCUCAGAGGAAGCUCGCUCUGGGCAGAGGUCCCAGUGGCUAAGCAGAGGGUCAGAGGAACCUAAGCAUCAGAUCAGCCUAGGAAGGCAAAAUCCAUAAGAAUACACUGUACACAUUAAAGCGACUGCGCAAACCACCUGGCCACUCGAUCGCCCGGUUGCUAGAACUUGAACUUGAGGUUCAGAACAUUGCUCUUGGGCUCACUUCUUUUGCCCUAGAAACAUUUACCCUGGGUCCGCAGCCCCCGGGUUAGGUCCUGUCUACACUUCCCUCUCCCCUUCCCUCCCUGUCCUUUGCCAGACUGUAUUAAAUCGCUAGUUGAAGAAGGCGAGGGGAGGAGGGUCUGCCUUCCCCCCUUGCUGGUGGUUCCCGGGGAAUUCCUACUUCGCUGUGUAGACUCGCAGAAUAAUUCUCCGGUGCACAGCCUUGUUUUUUUGUUUUCUUGGAUUCAAAGCAGGCGACCACAGCUAUAUCUUCGAGUGGACUUGAUUUACACAAAAAGGGGGAGGAUCAUCGAUCAGACUGAAGUACAAUUGCCAAGGUAAUAAAGAAUUUAAGGAAUAAGUCCAAAACAGCUAUAUAGUAGUAAAAACUUGCUGACCUUUUUAAAUUUAAAAUAAGGCACUUGUAUUAAGAUUCAGUAUAUAUGCAUAAAAAUUGGCCUUUACUCUUCCCUGUGACAAUAAAGGACUUUACUAAUGGCAAUGCUACAAUAAACUGUUAUCAAU
Erinaceus europaeus (western European hedgehog) is the source of this 2650-nucleotide messenger RNA. RefSeq names its product 5-hydroxytryptamine receptor 1A (gene HTR1A). The transcript has 2 exons. Gene Ontology annotation, biological process: regulation of behavior; adenylate cyclase-activating adrenergic receptor signaling pathway; regulation of hormone secretion. Gene Ontology annotation, cellular component: plasma membrane. Lineage: Eukaryota; Metazoa; Chordata; Mammalia; Eulipotyphla; Erinaceidae. The coding region runs from base 530 to 1777 and encodes 415 amino acids. The record is from RefSeq and is a predicted model, not a curated record. Gene Ontology annotation, molecular function: G protein-coupled serotonin receptor activity.